This is a messenger RNA of Paramisgurnus dabryanus, 873 nucleotides long. It is a transcript of the gene apom, whose product is annotated as apolipoprotein M. Gene Ontology annotation, biological process: high-density lipoprotein particle assembly; cholesterol efflux; high-density lipoprotein particle clearance. The record is from RefSeq and is a predicted model, not a curated record. Gene Ontology annotation, cellular component: low-density lipoprotein particle; high-density lipoprotein particle; very-low-density lipoprotein particle. Gene Ontology annotation, molecular function: phospholipid binding; lipid carrier activity. Lineage: Eukaryota; Metazoa; Chordata; Actinopteri; Cypriniformes; Cobitidae.
GGUACAGGGCAAAUAAUGACUUGCACAUUGCCCUGACAAAUAUAAAAGAGGCUAACAACCUGAAGGUGGUUGACAGUCUCUAUAUUUUAAGAAACUUUCUGUUUUACCAGUCAGUCAGUUUGGUGUCUGGGACGGGUGAUCUCAUUGUUGCAGCUAUGCUUUCCACUUUUAUGAGUAUCGUUGGCUUGGCAGGGGGUUUGUUAUAUGCAGGGCUGGAGAGCAUGGUACCAUGUAUUCCUCCAGCACCUCUCUCUACAGCGCUCUUAAGCACUGAUCAGUAUAUGGGCUCCUGGUAUUUUGUGGCAGCAGCUGCAUGGGAUGAAGAUGGCAUUAAGGCCUUCAAUGGAACUGACAGCUCCGUUCUUAACAUUCAGAAAGGCGAAAACUCCACCCUGAAAGUGUCCGAACGCUGGCGCAUUGGAGAGACUUGUCACAGCAAUUCAUGGAGCUACAUGGCUCACCCUGUAACAGAUCCAUUCAUGUUUCGAGAAGAUUUUGAUGCUAUUGCUAUGGUCUGGGAUGGCAAGUGGAUGAACUGCCCUUCAUGUAUCGUAAUAUUGAUGGUGGAUGACGACGAAGAAAUCAGCGCUAUGUUAUUCUCUCGUAAUGAAAAGACAUCAGAUCAAGUGAUAGAGGAGUUUAAGUCAAAAGCUGAAUGUGUUCUUAUGGAAGAUUUGAUAAAGGCGCCUGUGACCAAAGAAUAUUGUAAAUGAUGACAUGGGUUAAAACAAACAGGUCGCCAGCAGCCGCAGUGAUCUUUCUAGUCUGAGAUGUGACCUUUGCACUGCAGUGCAGUGGUUAGACAUGCCUAAAGACUGCUAAAUUGAUAUUGAACAAAGCUAUAUUUCAAUAAAGAGCUUGUUAAAACAAAAA